Molecule: messenger RNA, 1064 nt
Organism: Gopherus evgoodei (Goodes thornscrub tortoise)
Lineage: Eukaryota; Metazoa; Chordata; Testudines; Testudinidae
Gene: LZIC
Product: leucine zipper and CTNNBIP1 domain containing
Exons: 8
Coding region: 115-687 (190 amino acids)
Biological process (GO): negative regulation of Wnt signaling pathway
Cellular component (GO): beta-catenin destruction complex; cytosol; nucleus
Molecular function (GO): beta-catenin binding
Source: RefSeq, a predicted model, not a curated record
GGAAGUGGGUGUGGUCGGGUCUCCCUGCUGCCCUGGCGGCUGAGGGACAGGUAUGGAGUGAGGGAGACCCCUCCGCACGUCCUGAGGUGUGCACUUUCCAUAUAAAGAUUUAAAAUGGCUUCAAGAGGAGCAAUAGAGACCAGUAAACUAAAACAGAACUUGGAAGAGCAGUUGGACAGGUUAAUGCAGCAGCUGCAAGACCUGGAGGAGUGCAGAGAGGAACUGGAUACAGAUGAGUAUGAAGAAACCAAAAAAGAAACUCUAGAACAGUUAAGUGAGUUCAAUGACUCACUGAAGAAGAUCAUGUCUGGAAAUAUGACUUUGAUAGACGAACUCAGUGGGAUGCAGCUGGCUAUACAAGCAGCCAUCAGCCAGGCUUUUAAAACUCCAGAAGUCAUUAGAAUGUUUGCCAAGAAACAGCCAGGGCAGUUACGGACAAGGUUGGCAGAGAUGGACCGAGAUCUGAUGGUUGGGAAACUGGGACGGGACCUAUACACGCAGCAGAAGGGGGAAAUCCUAACUGCCCUCAGGAAGCUUGGAGAGAAGCUGACUCCAGAUGAUGAGACUUUCCUGUCAGCAAAUGCAGGUGCAGCCCUCAGCCAGUUUGAGAGAGUCUCUAGUGACCUUGGAUCUGGAGACAAAGUCUUUGCUCUGGCCAGUGUUGAAGUAGAAAAAUCAAAACAAUGAAGAGCUCUAAAUGUGGAGGAAGUAUGUGAAAUAUCAUUGGCAAAUGGAACAGCUGGCUGAGAGUAGAGCGACAUACUAUUAUUAUACAGCACCCCACAGAGAAAGCGUGACUGUGGAAAUCUGAUGUGUUCAUGAGUCACAGACGCACUCAGUCCCCAUUCUAACAAGCUUUUGAUAGAGACAGAAAUCUGGUAAGAGAAGAAAUCUACCCUUUAUUAGAAAUUCUAUGUAUAUUGAAAUUAUUUUUCUGAUAAAAAUUAAUUCCUUCAUUAAAUAAAUGAAAGCUGUUUACGAAAUGGAAUGAUUAAAUGCAGGGAUUUGUUAGCAUUGUAGUAGGUAAAUUAUAAAGUAAGAAGGAAUAAAGAUUUCCAACUGUA